Messenger RNA from Echinostoma caproni, 309 nucleotides. Lineage: Eukaryota; Metazoa; Platyhelminthes; Trematoda; Plagiorchiida; Echinostomatidae. The record is from the annotation of a GenBank genome assembly.
AUGGCCGUGCAAGGAACCACAAGCAGUACUUUCGAGCCAGGUCUUCCGAACUGUGGAACCGUUUUAUGCUUCAAGUUGGGCGAGAAGAAGGCGGCUGAACACAAGCCUAAGGCCGUGAAAAAGCCCAAGGCACCGAAGGUUAAGAAGGCUGCAACCCCAAAGAAGCCGAAAGUGGCCAAGAAACCCGCUAAGCCUAAGGCCAAGACCCCGUCAAAGCCUAAAGCUGUGAAGGCCAAGAAGGCGACGCCCAAAAAGCCAAAGACUCCCAAGAAGCCUGCGGCUAAGAAGGCGGCUCCCAAGAAGAAGUAA